Molecule: messenger RNA, 4861 nt
Organism: Stegastes partitus (bicolor damselfish)
Lineage: Eukaryota; Metazoa; Chordata; Actinopteri; Pomacentridae
Gene: map2k5
Product: mitogen-activated protein kinase kinase 5
Exons: 22
Coding region: 319-1635 (438 amino acids)
Biological process (GO): protein phosphorylation
Molecular function (GO): protein binding; protein kinase activity; ATP binding
Source: RefSeq, a predicted model, not a curated record
GAUUGCUGUUAGAGGGGCAGUUGUGGUUUCCUCAAAACUAGCAGCACAGCUAACUAUUUAACACAACAGAGGGUGAAAGUUUGGCAGGAGAAGUCAGGUUUACAGUGAAAGCUGAAUGUUUUCUGCGGUUAUGACUUGACUUCGGUGUCGGAGGAGGUCGAGCUCAGCGGCGGUUUCAACCCAGAGUGUGGACUGAGCAGGAUGCUAGCAUGUGUCGUUAGCAAACCACUGCAGGAAAUUAGCUCGUUAGCUUCGACAGCCAGCCAAAGUAUUAUGAGGCUCAAGUUUCCCUCUUUACGCUCAGUUUAAAUAACCUCAAUGGACACCGAGGCGAUAGUGAUCCGUAUAAAAACGCCGUCGGGGGACAUGGACUCGUCCGUCGACUGUCCAUCUCUUCUGAACUUCAAUGACUUGCUGGUCGCAAUCAGAGACGUCAUGCCUGAAGCCACUGUCACCGCCUUUGAAUAUGAAGACGAGGUGGGAGACAGAAUAACUGUAAGGAGCGAUGAAGAACUCAAAGCCAUGUUGUCAUAUUACUGCAACACAAUGAAUGAACAACGCAUGAAUGGGCUGCUGCCGGAUCCUCUGCAGAUUUUUCCGAGAGCCGGCAAGACUCCAGGGAUCCGGAACAUACAUGGCCUGAAGGUUAAUACAAGACCUAACCCAGCCAAUGACUGCACUCAUGCUGUUCCAGACUCCAUAGCCAACAACAGCUUAAAAAAAUCAUCUGCUGAGUUGAAGAGGAUCCUGACAAAUGGACAGAUAAAUGCCCAGGAUAUCCACUAUCAAGAGCAACUUGGCCAUGGAAACGGAGGCACAGUUUACAAAGCGUACCAUGUUCUUGGCAAGAAGGUUUUAGCUGUCAAGGUCAUUCCUCUGGAUAUCACAGUGGAGCUACAGAAGCAAAUCAUGUCAGAAUUAGAAAUCCUCUACAAGUGUGAUUCACCCUACAUCAUCACGUUCUUCAGUGCCUUUUUCGUCGAGAACAGGAUAUCCAUAUGCACAGAAUUUAUGGACGGUGGAUCUCUGGACGUCUUCAAAAGAAUUCCAGAGCAUGUUCUAGGGAGGAUCGCGGUGGCAGUAGUCAAAGGCCUGACAUAUCUGUGGAGCCUGAAGAUACUUCACAGAGAUGUCAAGCCUUCCAAUAUGCUGGUGAACACCCGAGGACAAGUCAAGCUCUGUGACUUUGGUGUCAGCACGCAGUUGGUGAAUUCUAUUGCCAAAACAUAUGUGGGAACCAAUGCAUACAUGGCGCCUGAGAGGAUAUCAGGGGAACAGUAUGGAAUCCAUGCGGAUGUCUGGAGUGUGGGAAUCUCUUUCAUGGAGCUGGCACUUGGAAUGUUCCCCUAUCCACAGAUUCAGAAAAACCAAGGAUCUUUAAUGCCUCUCCAGUUACUGCAAUGCAUCGUUGAUGAGGAUCCUCCAGUUCUUCCCGUCGGCCAGUUCAGCGAGAAGUUUGUUCACUUCGUCACUCAGUGUAUGCGGCGGCACCCCAAAGAGAGACCUGCACCUAAUAACCUCAUGGAUCAUUCCUUCAUCAUACAGUACAACGAUGGAAAUGCGGAGGUGGUGUCGAUGUGGGUUUGUCGCUGUCUGGAGGAGAGACGAGCUCAGCAGGCUCAGGGACGCAUGUGACGUCCCCCAGCCGUCCAACCGCCGUGGAUCCGGACGUUUGAUCCCAAACCUUGAGCGCUUAUCAAAGGCUUCAGGGUCAAGUACGUCCAUAUGCACUGUAAAGGGGAUUUAAUGUACAUGGACAAAGAAAAACAAAUCACUCGAUGUUACAUACUUCAUGUAAGUAAUUCUUUAUUUAACAGCACCGCGUCGCGACCGGGAGGAGGUUAUAUCCUUUGAACUGAAUCUCUGCUCUGAGAGAUCUGUGCUUUCUUUCUCGCUUCUUCAGUGAGCAUCACAGUCUGAUGGAGGUUGGAAAGUAGUCUGAUGAACAGUCCCCAUUCAAAGGAUCAGAGACAAUAAAUCAAAGCACAAGUCUGCAAUACGUCGGCAGAGUUGCGUUCUGCUUCUAUGAUGGUAUCUCAAGUAACCGUCUUGUGCUUUACCGUUGACAGCCCUCUAGUGAAUGUUAAGGUUUUUGCCUGUGAGUAACUGCCCAUAUGUGUGCCUGUUUAUCCAGUGGUAUAAUUUAUUACCUCAGCAAACUUCAGUUUUCACUGUAAUAGCAAGAUUUCUCCCAACAUUUGACUUUCUUUUUCUCCUGAGCUACGACGUCUGUGUCCAGUUAUUUCUAAACUGGUGAUGGUGGGGAUUAACUGCAGCACUGCAGUGUGACAGAGAGGAAUGAAGUAUUGACAUCUUUUUUUUGGAGAUUCUGAAACUCAUCAGGAGGAACCAAGGUUCAUUUCUGUUUAAGUUAGAGUAUAAUUCAGUUGCACAUCUUUUAUCAUCCUUUGCACAUACAGGCCUAAAAGCCACUGAAUGAGAUUGUCCUCAAGGUCCAGGUGUCCACUUCACUCAGCGGCUGUUUCAGAAUAAGAGAAACAACGGACAGUUAAAAGCAUUACAGCCCUCAUAAACCAACACGUUUUACAUUGUUAGUUAUGGUUUUGUUCACAUUGUGACCACUAAGUUCUUAUUUUUAAACAACAAAUACUGUGUACUUCACAGAUUUAAUGCAUUUCAUUGAAUUGCCUAUUGAGAUCAGUAAAAUAUUAAUGCAGUGCACCGAACACCAAAGACGAGCCAAAUGGUGAAUUCUGAGGCAAACGAAACGGGCUGAGCGACUCAAAUAAAUUCCUUUGACAAGGUCUUUAUAUGCAGCCAGUAAAAGGCGCAGUGCUUAAGUGCAAUUAAAUGCCAUUACGUCCGCAAAUUCACAGUAAACGCAGCCUGAUGUGUACAGUCCCUGGAAACAGGUGUAAGAUACAUCAACAGAAACAGGCUGAGAGCUUUUGGUUUUAUCCUCUGUGAUGGUGAGGAAAGAUUUGAAUCAUUGGCCAUCAAUCACGUAUCAUUGGUACAACAAUCAAGAAUUUGUUUCAUCAGGUUGUUCAUGAUUUGGGAUUCGCCCAAGACUGCAGUGCAUCUUUUUUUUUUUUUUUAAGAUUAUUAUUAUUUUGCAUCUAUUUCCAGAAUGGGCGAUAUAUUCUGCAGUAGUUCUACCUAAAGUAACAUUUACUCUUCUGUUAGAGCUAAAACGCCAAUCAAACAAAAGAUGGAAGAAAUGCUGUGUGUCCAUUAUGCACACAUAAUAAAAUAUAGGAUGCAAAUAAGGCCAAAUGAUGUCGAUUGACACUGUUGUCCCACAUUGCAAUGUAUGAAAAAGUAAGUGAAGAUAGUUUGGCAGAAGGUGUUGUAGCAACUUAAGGAAGGCAUCAGGAUGUGUUUGGAAGUUUUGGUGAAGGCCAGUGUGUGACUUUAUCCUUUUACUCUUUGACCAAACAUUUUGCUUUCUGUUGAGGUUUACCUUGACAUUAGUGUUAAAAAUCGCAAUUUAAUCAGCACCCAUCCAUGUUCGGUCUAGUUUCUUACAAGUACGGAGUGAUGAAAUAUAAAAACGUUUUAAAUGAAUUUCUAUACUUUCUAUAGUAUGUAGGGUUACAUUUGGACACAGUGUCAGGUGGUAAACUCUAUUAGCCAGAUUCUCAGAGAUACAAUAAGUCCUGGACUUAAAGAAAAAUUCAACAAGAUCUCCACUAAAAAAUGUUCCAGGACUAAUCUUAAUGCAUUCCAAAUCGCCUUCUUUGUAGCUUUACUUUCAAAUGUUAUACUGUUGCAUGCAGUGUGCACACAGUCGGGACAUGCUGCUUACAGGCACGAGACAUGUGUGACGUGUCAUUCAGAGAGGAUUGUGGGUCGGGAAUGUCAAGAGAAGCAUGCUGGCUUGCAUACUCUAAAACGCAGAUGUCCCAGAUGUAGUAGAACCUUUUUGUGCCAUAUUAUACAGUAUGGUAUGAUGGGGAAUGGAACGCACCCCCUUUCUUGGAAACUGAGCCUAUAAGUUUAUCAUUUGUGCUUCGAAGAAAAGGUUACUCAGUGAAUUCUAAAUGUGAUCCCAGAUUCAUCCAUCAUGGGUUUGAGUUAUAGCUAUAAUCAUACACACUGCUAAUUAAAGUUUUUUUCUGUGUUUACAGCAGGAAGGGGAAAAUUCAUUUCUGACUAAUUUUCACUGCAGAUUUUGUUAGUGCCACUGUUUGCCUGCUCAUGAGGCCCAGCCGUUUACUUGUGUUUACAUAAAUGUACUUUUACCAUGAGUUUGGACAACAUGUCUGUGCAAGAUGCCAUUCAUUAUCAUACACACAUUAAUAUUACUCUGACACCUGCUGAAAUACAGGUACAUUUUUCAGCAGUUGCACAAAGAAUCUAAUUUCCUCUCUGCAUUAUCAUGUCAUGUGAGAAAAAUCCAAUUCUAAGUAAGACAUCCACUUGCCAUUAGGUUGGCCUUAAAUGUAGUUCAAGGUUUAAAUACUUUGCAGUCUGAUAAAAUUAUUGAAUCUGUGUGAAACAAGAUGAGUGUUUUGUUACUCAUGAACAAAAGGUUAAUGCAUUCUUGCAACUUAAAUACUUCUAAAAUAAAAACAUUUCCUGUUUCGGAGCAGAUGUAUUCUCCAGUCUUAGACACUUGUGUGGAUGUGUUCUCACUGCUUGUGUUUUUUUCAAUAGAAAUUUUCUGUAAACAUGCAAAUAUUUAUUAUUUUUUUUACCUGUCAGCCUGCUCACAUCAGAGACCAACUCUUGCCCUUUUAUUUUUCCCGUUCUUGCCAAACCACGAACCAUCAAGUCAGUGAUGGGAUUCAGCAGAAACAGUAGUGCUGUGAUAUUACUGGCUGACUAUGGCCUUUUCUGUAAUUAUCUGUGUUGGCACAUAUUCCAACCAUAAUAAAUAAAAUGUAUUUAAACAUUA